CCAAAACAACAAAUAGUGUUGCGACAUACGCCUAAUGUUUUCAAGGGUCUCCUGGUGGGGAUAAUAGCUUUCCGUCGCUUGAUGUGCUGCUCAAACACUUAAUUUCACGGAAGUCGUCAUUUGCGCUAAACGUGUGCCUCGUGAAAGACUUGAAAACUUGUGAAAAAGUGCCAUUUUCGUCCUAAUUGCCGCACAUUUGCAUAAAGUGUAAAGUUUUUGUAAUCACAGUGGUGAUUUCUUUUAACAUCCCUCCAUUUAUUCAUCACCCCAUCCUCCAAAAUUCAAUUGUGCAAAGGUAUCUCGAGAAGAGAUUCAUGAAAUUUUACUCACUCUUUCUGGUACCUACCCUUGAAUAUUGAUUUCCCAAAGAAACCCACCCACACACUCUCACAGAAGGGAUCCACAUUAAAGCCAUCGUAAUGUCGCAUAUUACAAUUCUGGACGAGCCGAAUGGCAACACAUUGUCCCUGAAACCCUCCUCGCUGGCUCCGUCAAUAUCCACUGAGGAUUUAUCAGAGUAUACGGAUGCUGAUGAGAGCAUCUCCGCCCCAACAGAGUAUUUCGCAGAAUUUCUCUCCGCCGUCAUGACACAUGACUACAGAAGGGCACUGAAAUAUUGCAAACUCAUUCUCGAGUUUGAGCCCAAUAACAUAACAGCGAAGGAAUUCUACCCACUGAUUUUGGAGAAGAUAAGCUGCGAUCUCAGUUUGGCUCCCUUUGACGUGUCCCUUUCGGGAUCUGGUGCGCAAACCACUACGGACAGUUCUGUGACGCUAGAACAAUCGGAAGGCGAGCAAGAGUUGGCUUUCUGGAUGCUGAACGAUGCUGAUGAUCUUCACAACUACUACGUGAAGAUCAACGUGCCUGAAUUGUACAGAUCCUUGAACAAGUCAAUUUGCGAAGCUGGGGCGAAUUCUGUGGAUUUAGGGAAGCUCUGCAAGUAUUUCUACGAGUUCGGCCUCCACGUGUCCAAGUUCGAUGAUCACAACACGAUCGAGAACAUGCUGCUGAACACUCUGCGACAGAGACUCACGCACAUCAUCGACAUGUGCAACUGUGCGGACGUGAAGAGCAAAAGAGACAGUCAUUUUGAUUGUUCAGAGGAGAAAUUGUACAGUAGCGGAUGUGAAACAUUCUCAGCCUAUCACAAUUGGCUCACGAGAGAUGCUACAGAGUCCAGGAUUAGAAAUGGGAAGCGGAAACGAUCGCAAAUGGAAGUUGAUGAUAUUCUAAAAUUGUAAAAAAGGGAUCAAUUAAUAAAAUUCACAAAAGCAAAGAGACUUCUCAAUUAUGUUCCAGAGGAUUUCAGGUGGAGGGAAAUUCCCUGAUCUUUUCUUUUCAC
This is a messenger RNA of Phlebotomus argentipes, 1342 nucleotides long. Its product is annotated as DNA replication complex GINS protein PSF3. The coding region runs from base 420 to 1241 and encodes 273 amino acids. Gene Ontology annotation, biological process: mitotic DNA replication initiation. Gene Ontology annotation, cellular component: GINS complex. The record is from RefSeq and is a predicted model, not a curated record. NCBI's taxonomy places the organism in Eukaryota, Metazoa, Arthropoda, Insecta, Diptera, Psychodidae. The transcript is spliced from 4 exons. Gene Ontology annotation, molecular function: protein binding.